AUGGCCAGAAUACUCUUCUCCAUCCUCCUCUCAUAUGUGUGCAUUACCGUCGUCGCAUGCCACGGCCUUGAUACUUCGCCGCCGAAGUUCCCCGCUGUUUUGAUCUUCGGCGAUUCAACGGUCGACACCGGCAACAACAACUACAUUGGUACAUUGUUUAAGGCCAAUCAUUCUCCGUACGGUGUGGAUUACCUCGAUCAUGUGGCCACGGGUCGCUUUUCGGAUGGACGGCUAGUGCCUGAUAUGUUGGUGUCCGAGCUGGGCAUCAAGGAAUCGUUACCGCCGUUCUUGAAUAGACAGUUAUCAGACGAUGAGAUUAAGACUGGCGUGAGCUUCGCGUCGGCGGGGUCUGGUAUCGAUGACCUCACCACGAUGGCGUCAGGCGUGAUACCAGUGUCGCGGCAACCGUUGAUGUUUAACAACUAUAAAAAUAGGCUUAAGUCGAUCGUAGGUGAUGAAGAGGCUAAUAAGACCAUUAGCAAUGCACUCAUCUUAAUUAGUGCAGGAACUAAUGACUUUAUAUUCAACUGGUAUGAUAUUCGUUCAAGGAGAUUGCAGUUCCACAACAUUACUGGGUACCAAGAUUUUCUACAGCAAAGGCUACGUAAUCUACUCAUGAAAUUAUACCAUCUCGGCGGUAGAAAGUUCAUAGUGGCGGGCCUUCCGCCAAUCGGCUGCCUCCCAUUUCAAAUAACUGCAAAAUUUAAGAACCCAUUGCAACGGGCGUGCAUUGAAGAACAAAACUCGGACGCUACCAUCUACAAUGCUAAGCUCAAGAAUAUGUUGCUCGAAAUCCAGUCUUCGCUAUCUGGAAGCAGAUUCAUCUAUGGUGGUAUUUAUGAUUUGGUGAUCGACAUGGUCAAUCAUCCCGAAAAAUAUGGAUUUGUGGACACCAACAAAGGAUGUUGUGGGACCGGUUUUCUUGAAAUGGGCCCACUUUGUAACAUCUUCACUCCCCCUUGUGUGGAUGCUUCUAAGUUCUUAUUUUGGGACGCCGUACACCCAACGGAAGCAGCCUACAAAGUACUUUCAAAAUAUCUACUCGAGCUUCUUCCUGCGCUGUACUGAGGGCAUUGUAGGAAAUUCUACUGAUAUCAGUGUAUGCACAAGAUAAGCUAAUCUAUACCGUCCAUUUAUUGAUUGAACACACCCCAUCUAUUUUCUUUUUCUAGAGUCUUUUUUAUGAGAUAUAUGCAGUGCAAUUGACAAGUUUAAUGGAAAUGAUAGUUUUUUGGAUGGGCCGUUCAUAUGAUGAGAACUACUCUAGAUGGGCUAUGGUCCCACUGAAGGAGUAACAUUGACCAUCGAUUUUUUGUUUUUUUCUUUUCUUUGUUGGCUGUUUGUUUUCAACCGUUCGUUUUAAUCCAAGAAUCUGGGGGUCAAGUUCAACAUAAGUUGCACGGUUGCAAUCAUUUUGACCGUGGAUGCAGGUGCCCCCAGAUAAGUCCUACCAGAUGGACGGAUGACAGGAUUUCACCAACAGGUACUCUGGAACCUGGAUUGAGGAGUUUAUUUGAUGAGAAGAACUUUAAUACUCAGGCAGAAGGUGAUGGUUGAUAUGCAGGCACUUAUAGAUUAAUUACUUAGAAAUUGCAGACAUGGGCCACUGUUUAUGAAUAUCAUGGACCAAAAA
Molecule: messenger RNA, 1633 nt
Organism: Magnolia sinica
Lineage: Eukaryota; Viridiplantae; Streptophyta; Magnoliopsida; Magnoliales; Magnoliaceae
Product: GDSL esterase/lipase At2g24560-like
Exons: 3
Coding region: 1-1068 (355 amino acids)
Molecular function (GO): hydrolase activity, acting on ester bonds
Source: RefSeq, a predicted model, not a curated record